GGGUGGGCGGUGGUCAGGAACUGACUGUCUGCUGUAACAGCUGCAUAGUUUUUGUUGUUUUCUCUUGUCCCUUUACAUAUUUUCAUAAGAUCGGUAGGCCUCUUAUCACUUAUUUCCCCCCACUAUUAAUUUAGAAGAUGUAUGGGGCGCCUGGGUGGCGCAGUUGGUUAGGCGUCGGACUUCGGCUCAGGUCAUGAUCUCACAGUUUGUGAGUUUGAGCCCCGCAUCGGGCUCUGUGCCGACAGCUCAGAGCCUGGAGCCUGCUUCGGAUUCUGUGUCUCCUUCUCUCUCUGCCCUGCCCAUGCUCAUGCUCUCUCUCUCUCUCUCCCCAAAAUAAAUAAACAUUAAAAAAAAUUUAAGAAGAUUUAUAAUUUUAAUAGCGGUUGCCUCCCUGUUUCUACCAGUCAUAAUUAAGCCUGUGUUUCUCUAUUACAAUAUUUCUUUCAACGUGCAGAAAAAUGACAGUGCCCUCCUGUAUCAGGGAAUUAAUGCUGCCCUCGGUAAUAGAUACACGCUGAAAUUUCAGCGAAUUAAGUGAGGAAGCUUUAUUUCUUGAUGUGGAUGAGGUAACUCUUCUGGGUCAUUGGCUUUCAAACAUGGACUCGUGGAUCAGGCUGCUUUUUUCUCGCGAUGCCACCAUCUUGGAUGAAAUGGGUGGAUGAGAGACAACGAGGGAAAGACAUACCAGUUGCAAAAGCCACAGCCUGAGAGCGUACAAAUCAGAUCCCCUGACAUUCAUAGACUAGAAUUCCUUCACAUGGCCACAUGGAGCUGAAGGGGAGCUGAGAAAAGUAGUCAUCUGGUGGGUUCAGGGAAGGGAAAUAGGGUGCCAGACAGCACGGCCGUUGUCAUAGAUUGUCAUUCUGGUCCCUCACACAUUGUGUUCUCCUCUUCCAUGUAAAUACACUCACCAUCUCCUUAAUGGGGACACCCUCAAGUCGCAGGCAGUCACUGCAUCCAGCCCAAAGUCCACAGUCUGCAUGGAUUCUGCAUUAAUCUCUAGAAUGUCUGGAUGUGGCUGAAAAGACAUGUUACCUAAACAACCCCACCCCCACCCCCACCCCGUACGACACAGUGCACAGCAGUAGAGCAGGUCCACUAUGGAAAAGAGGAGAAUGUGAGCCUCACUCAGUCACUAGUUGAUAGCAUUCCUGAAGUCCUGCUAGUCAGGCACUGUGAAGUUCUCCUGUCCUGGCAGUGAGGGGACAGCCUUGAGUGAGGGUAGGACUGUGCCCUAGAGGAGGCUCCUCCUUGUUCAUUGUCCCCCUUGGCUUUAUCUGAAUGAGUGUUGAGGACCACGCCCUCCUUGGAUCAGGAUACCCUUUGAAAUCUGCCUCCCAUUCAUUCAUGGAGGUUGGGUACCCAAAGGUUGCUGAAGUCUUGAAUAAUCGAAGGCUUUUUUGUUUUAGUUCAGACUCAAAAACUUAGUAGGCUUCUGACCUGUUUGCUUCCAUGUCCCAGGAACAACAUCUAAAAUUCUUUUCUAGACAUAUUUUGCAAGCUGACUGUAAUUCUCUGCCUCUUUUUCCCUAUACCUCUACUUGCAACCGAAGGGCAUCUAUCUUAGGCUCUUUGAAAAGUAAGUGGGAAGGAUUGCACUCUUCAUGCGCUUGUGUUAGCCUGGCUCCUCCGAGGAGUUAGAGACAGGGAUGGGGUUACACACACAAGGGUUUUAUUCAGGAAACGUCUGGGGGGGAAAGGGGAAGAGUGUGGAGGAGUGUGGGAGAGCCAUCACCCUGCAGCACAAGUCUGACCUUGAGUGAAGGAGGCAGGGAAGGCAGAUGAGGGGACGAGGUGUUCUAGGCAGCCAUGCAGCCCAAGGGAAGCUUGUCCAGGCCGCAUGGAAGCUGCCCAUCCGAAGGGUCUGGUGUCCCCUAGAAAUGGGCCCACCAUGCUGAGUCAAAGACUGGGGCCACCUCUGGGAAGCACGGCCGUGGGCAAACACAGGAGUACAGGGACUGUACUGUUUGCUCAGUUAUGCUGUCUGUAGUUGGAUGUCUGCGGAGCACAUUCUCAUGGCCACCUAUACCUUAGGUCACUUUAUUCACCUUAGAAGUUUUAUGAGGCUCUGUCAUGCAAAACUUAAAAAAAAAAAAAUCCCAUCUCUUAUAAUUUGGGCCCUAGAAAGAGGUGGCUUUUCCAAUCCUACAAAGUCCCAAAUUUCUAUAUUCUCUCUAUUCUCUUUCAUUCUGAUUUGCUAAGCACUCAAUCCUUUCUUGAACUCCUUUCUUUCUCUUAACACCUUGCUGAACACAGCUGCUAGCAACCAACACCCGCUCUCAAUGUUCUGGUUUCUAGCGUCUUCCUUAGAGUGGCAAGGUCAGAAGGUACGAGGGUCUGCCUUUCCAGUUGCAGCAUCUGACAAUUUGAUCAAGUGUUUUGCCCUUGCAUAGCAUGGAUCUCUGGCCAUCCAUUCAGCCUGCUGCUGAAUGCCAGCAACCUGCUAAGGCAAUGGCAUUACAUAGUUUACAUUUCUGUGUCAGCACUACCCCGCUUUGGGGACAGAUUUGCAUUUUAGUCACGGGAAUCGAUGGGGUCUGUUGCCGCCGGCAAACCAAGAAAUCUCAGUGGCUUAAAACAACACGGGUUUAUUUCUUCCUCACGUUACAGGCUGAUGUGGGUCAGGGGCCUAGCGUCUUCAUCUUGCAACACUAUCUCCGUUCCCCGUUUCCAGCCAGUGGACGGGAGGGAGAGAGAGGAAGGACUGGUGCGCUGUCUGCUGAAGAUCUCAGAGGGGCUCGGCCUCCAACACCAGUUCCAGCCUUGGGCACCGGCUUUGGCAGCUGUGAUGCUCCCCAGAAGGGGCGGGAGGGAGAGAGGGAGGUGGAAUUGCACUCGGGCCGGCCGAUAUCUCUCUGGAAUGCCUUUGUCGAUGACACUGCUCUGUAGAGAGGUGUGAAGGUUGUGCUCCGUUGGCCAACCUAGCUCAUCCCGUACUCAAUGGGACUCAGACCUGUUUCUUCUUCCUUCCUGGUGCCUCCUUCUGCUGUGAGGCAGCGAGUGACAAGCACAUCCAGUGGCUCCUGGGGGCAGAUGGUGAAGUCUGGGUCUGGAUCAUGGGAGAAGGCCCUGGCGACAAGCCCUAUGAAGAGAUCUCUGAGGAGCUGAUUGCGGAGAGGGCGCGGCUGCAGGCACAGAGGGAGGCCGAGGAGCUCUGGAGACAGAAGGAGGCAGAAAUCACCAAGAAGUUUCGGGAUGCGCUGGCCAAUGAGAAAGCCCGGAUCCUGGCGGAGAAGUGGAAAGUGGAGACGGAAGAUCGUAAGGCUGCCAAAGUCCUGGAGGAGCGCAUCCAUGAGGAAUUCAAGAGGAAAGAGGAAGAGGAGCGGAAGCGGGGAGAGGAGCAGAUUCGCCUCCAGGAAGAGCAGAGGGCGAAGGAACUCUACUGGACCCUGAAGCAGGCCCAGCUGCAGAGCCACGCCAGCGAGAAGGAGGAGCGCGAGUGGGAGGAGCAGCUGCGCCGGUCCAAGGCUGCUGAUGAAGAGAGGAGUCGCAGAGCCCAGCGUGCCAGGGACGAGUACCGGCGCCACUCACUCCGGGCCAUCCAGAAGGGCACCGUUGCUGGCCUCAGCUCCAUGUUCCAAGAGCUUGGCCAGAGCCAGGAGCAGGAGGCCAGACUUGACCACCACCUUCCCGGCCCAGGGCCACCGCCACCCCUUGCUGUACCUGUCAGGACUUGGGAGCGCCCACGGAGACCUGUCUCCAGGGAAGUCAUAGUCCGCUGGUUUAAGGAGGAGCAGCUGCCUCGCCGCGCUGGCUUUGAGAGGAACACCAAAUCCAUCGCCCCCUGGUUCCAUGGAAUUAUUAGCCGAGAAGAUGCAGAAGAUCUCCUUGAGAACAUGACAGAGGGAGCAUUUUUGGUCCGGGUCAGUGAGAAAAUCUGGGGUUAUACCCUAUCCUAUCGCCUGCAGAAAGGGUUCAAGCACUUUCUUGUGGAUGCCUCUGGAGAUUUUUACAGCUUCCUGGGAGUGGACCCCAAUCGCCAUGCGACGCUCACUGAUCUCAUUGAUUUCCACAAGGAGGAAAUUAUCACUGUUUCAGGGGGAGAGCUGCUGCAGGAACCCUGUGGGCAGAGGGACAGCCCGCCAGACUACCACCUGUUGUUUGAAUGAUUUUUUCCCCCCGUACCAGUUGGACUUCUUUGGGCAUCCGGUUUUUGAACUCAACUUAAGAAUUGCCCAGCUCAAAUCCUUCCUUAUGGCCUUCUGGAAUAUCCACCACCAUCCAGUGGAUUAAGUGGAUUGGUAUGCCUCAAGGGAUAUGAAAUACAUGGCAUAUGUGCUAUCGGUCCCUGUCCCGAUGCCCAGGACAGAAAUUGCAAAUAGCUGCCGCAACUCUUUCAUGAAGAGUUUAGUUAUGACUUCAGAAGAGAAGCCUACCUGCCCUAAAUGGAGCUCCUAGAGCACACGGACCAUGUUUUGAUAAUCGAAAAUAAUUCCAGUGCCGAACCCUGAUUUUAACAUAUGGUAGGCAUUCGAUAAAUAUUUGUUUGAAUGGAUGCAGUUCUUCUGAAAGUUUUCCAACACUAAUCAGCAGUCGUUUCUAGUAAGUUAUUUCCUACCUGUUCUGUUUAUAAAGUCAUGGAGAGGAUGGAAGAAACGUUGCAAAGAAUUUAUAUGGAAAAUAGAGACGCUGUGUCUUUAAUGGUGUAUGUUAUUGCCCUCAUUGGUUUUACCGUUGGAAUUACCCACGGCUUCUGAGACCCCGCUUCCAGAAUAGGUGACGGAUGCUGCCCUGCCUUCCUUAUUUGCCACCCCUGCUUGGUCUUGGAAGCAUAUCUUGACCCUGGUUUUACAAUAUUGAGGCAGUGGUUUCAUGCAGUCCCAAUAAAUGUGCCCAAAACCUGGGGUGAAUUAUAAAUCCAAAAAAGCCUUUGCUCUCUAGGAUUUACCCCUCUUUAUGCAGGUUAUUUAAAUGAUUGCUUCUGCCUUUACGGUCCUUUGGACAUUGAUCCUUGUGUUCACUUACUCUGGCUAUGUUUUUCAUAUCAACAGGAUUCUUCCAGUGACCCUGAAUAACUCUCAGGGGCAGUGUCUUUGCCCACACUCUGCCUUCACAUUUAUGGACAUAUGUGUAGAGACAGCAUGUUGUGAUGGGAAUAUUAUAGUGGCAUCAAGCAGACUUGUGUUCAACUCCCCACCCUGGACCUUACUAGUAUUGUAAUGCUAGAAGCCCCGUAUUUGGUGGCAGUGGGAGGAUGGAUGGACUUUGUGCCUUGUCGGUGGACGGGCAUACGUUACCUGAUGGUCACGUCACACAUAUCUUACGUCACACACCUCUCACAUCAUGCAUCUCUUCCGUCACGUUAUCUCUUAUGCUCCAUUUCCUCUCUUGCCUCUUCUACUCUUCACAUCCUUGGCUGCUUAUUAUGCCCUGGUCACCAUCACUGCAAUCAGUUCUGCGUGGACUCUGUUUUUCACCACUGGGCCCAUCAGCUUCAUUUGAGAUAAGCCAACGCCACCUGGCCCCACGUGGGGCUCUGGGCCUCUCAUCCCCUAUGGCUGCAGACGCAGAAGACACCAGAAAACCAGCAGGAGCAGGGCAGUUAACUCCCCAUGCGGUGAAGCUUGCAUCAAUGGGAGACAGCAGCUUGAGGAUUAGUUCUUCUGUCUUCCUCCUCCGGGGGAGCUGUUUGGACCGGCAGCUCUUCCUAUGACCUCUGGGAAAACAGUCCUGCAAGAUGGAGCAACUAGUCCCGAUGGAACCAAGGAGCAGCCGGAUGAGGCCCACCCCCUCCUGUGUGGCCCCCCUCCUUCCCCGCCUCGCUCUCCUGCUCCCCCCCCCCCCCCCCCCCAGGAUGGCACUCUUGAGCUGAAUGACACCACAGAGGCAUUUGCCGCAGGCUCUGCCACUUAGGGAAAGCCAGGGAAGGCCCCAUCGUACAGAUGUGUUCGAUAAUGUCAGCUUUGCAACCUGGCGCCCUUCUGCCGUCUCACAGGGCCCCUGAAUGAAUAAAACCAAGGGAAGGCAGGAAGCUGGCUUCCUGAAUACGGAAGCGCUUUAAAACUAUUACCGAUUAUGGUUCGAUUCUCUUCUAUUAGACGUCGAGUGGCCUCAGACGAGCUGAAUUUUAGUUUUGGCCAUGCUACUUACAAACUAUGUGACUUUGUUCAAGUCAGUUAACCCCAUGAAAGCUUCUCAGUAUACUGAGAAGAGAGCUUUUUGUCUGGCUGUCACUGGUUUUUUUUGGAGGGUCAGUUACAUGAGCAGUAGAAAAGCUUUAUCUAAAUGGAAGGCAUCGCUAAUAACAACCCCACUAACAGCAACAAUUAUUCUGGGCUCAGCAGCGAUGUGUCAGGGGGACAUGGUGUUGAUUUUCAAGGUGUUACAGGAAGCUUCUUAUUCCAAGAACUAGCAGCAGCUCUGAAAGCAGACCAAGGGUUGAGAACCUGAACCCCUGAGCUGUUGUUUCUGUCGCUCCUAAUUAAUAUGUGAGAGACAACAGCUGGGUUUUCCAUGCCUAACACAUUUAUUUCAUUCAGUUUGGGGCCUGCACUUUCUGCACAUCUCAUAUAUUUUAGGUUUUACCUGGCCUUAAAAUAAAUUCCUCGUAAGUUGUCCUGCAAAUGAAAUUACUGUCUGGAAAACUGCAAUUUCAUCUUGAGAGUUUUAUUAUGCUAAUAAAUGUCAGGAUUCUCAAAUAAAGGGAUUGGCUUUUUUUUUUUUUUUUUUUUCCCUCCCCGAGCCUUGCAAAUAUAAUGAAAAACAGUCAGUCAGCUACAAGAUUCUGCAUAGAGAAAAUUUACAGUCUGGAACUAGAAAGAGAAGUUGUAAAAAACACUAGGCAACUUAUCGGAAGAUAAACGUCGACGAAUGGAAGGGUGACUUGGGGUCCCGGUCAGGGAGAGCCCUGUGUGGCUGAGCUGGGGAGCUGGACACCUGGGGUGCAGGGGUCUGGGGAGCAUAGGCUGCAAGUGGCUUCUGGGAGUGGGAAUGGAGCCCUGGACAUGAAGACCCGGGUGCCUGGGGAGUGCGGCCCUUUUUUAUACCCUUGAACCCUUCGUUAGCCUGAGGACCAAAUCUGGAGCCAGAAAGACCUCUGUUCGGUGACCCUAGACAAGUGUUUCCAGUUCUCUGGGCCAUCGUUUCCUCUGUGAAAUGGGGUAAACCGUGACUGUCUCAGAUGGUGGCCUGUGAAAAUGUAGUCGACCCUUGAAUAAUGUGGGGGUGUGGGGUACCGGCCCCCCACACGCUCAAAAAUCCACAUAGAGCUUUUGAGUAACCUCAAACUUAACUACUAAUAGCCUGUUGUUGACAGAAGCCUUACCAAUAACAUGAACGGCCAAUGAAACACCUACUUUUUUAUAUGUAUCAUAUACUGUAUUUUUACAAUAAAGAACCUAGAGAAAAGAAAAUGUUAUUAAGAAAAUCAUACUGGGGGCACCUGGAUGGUUCAGUUGGUUGAGUGUCUGACUCUUGAUUUUGGCUCAGGUCAUGAUCCUAGGGUUGUGGGAUUGAGUCCUAUGUCAGGCUCUGUGCUGAGCAUGGAACCUGCUUGAGGUUCUUUCUCUCUCUCUCUCUCUCUCUCUUUCUCUCUCUCUCUCUCUCUCUCUCUCUCUCUCUCCUCCCCCCCCUUUGGCCCUUUCCCAUGCUCAUGCUCCCCCUCCAUCUUUAAAAUAAAAAAGAUAAUAAUAAAAAAAAUAGAAAAAGAAGAAAAUCAUACUGAAGAGAAAAUACAUUUAGAGCACUGUAUUUAUUGGGGGGGAAACCGUGUAUAAGUGUACCCAUGUAGUUCAAACCCAUGUGGUUCAAGCAUCAACUGUCAUGAUGCGAGAUUUUGUAAUAGUAAUGACAAAUUCUGUUUCAGCUGUGUGUGUGUGUGUGUGUGUGUGUGUGUGUAUGUGUACUCACAAUCAUGCUGAGGCAGACAAUGCUAUCAUCUCCACCUUGCGCAUGGGGAAACUGAAGCACAGAGGCGUUUAGGACCUCCCCAGCGUUACCUGUCUGGGAAUUCGUAUUUUAGAGCUGGGAUUUGCCAACCUGGCUUCAGAGUCCGCGUAGACCUUAAACCAGUGCUUCUCAAACUCAGGUGUGCAAAUCAGACACAAAGGGAUGUUCUUAAAAUGCAGAUUCUCCUUGCGUGCAUCUGGGGUGGGGCUUGAGGUUCUGUAUUUCUAAUGAGCCCUUGGGUGCUGCUGAUGUUGCUGAACUGUCUGCCACACUUUGAGAAACCAGCUUUGAAAGCAGGGCUUUGCAAACCAUUGCUACAGGCCAAAUUUGGCCUGAGGCCCUAUGUUUCUACAGCCUAAGUAAGAGCCAAGAGUGGUUUGUACAUUUUCAAGUGGUUGGAAAAAAAGUUAAAAAGAAGAAUAACAUUUUAUGACCUGUGAAAAUUUUAUUACAUUCAAAUUUCAGCACUCAUAAAGAAAGUUUUAUUGGAAGAGAGCCACGCUCAUUUGUUGACAUCGUGUCUUUGGCUGUGUAGGGCCUGGAAAGCCUGAAAUAGUUACCGUCUGGCCCUUUACAGAG
Messenger RNA from Acinonyx jubatus (cheetah), 8466 nucleotides. It is a transcript of the gene SH2D4B, whose product is annotated as SH2 domain containing 4B. The record is from RefSeq and is a predicted model, not a curated record. Bases 3057 to 4109 code for a protein of 350 amino acids. Lineage: Eukaryota; Metazoa; Chordata; Mammalia; Carnivora; Felidae. Gene Ontology annotation, cellular component: cytoplasm. The transcript has 7 exons.